CUUUCAUUUACGGCUUUUGAUUGGAGUUAAAUUUUACAACUUACUAUUUUUUUAUGUUUGAGUAAUUAUUAUUAAUAGUAGAGCGUCAUUAAAAGAAGGGAGAAAGUAAGAAAAAAUUGAAUAUGGGUCGCUAUAGAAGUCGUAGUCGUGAUAGAGAUAGGAGACGUAGAUCUCGUAGUAGAUCUCGUAGUAGAUCACCAAGAGAUAGAAGAAAUUGGGGUAGCAGUGGAGGCAGAGAUCGAGGUGGUAGAAAUAGCCGUGGGCAACCUGGAGCAAAUUUAAGAAAACCUAGAUGGGAUUUAAGUCGAUUAGAACCUUUUAAAAAAGAUUUUUAUGUACCACAUGAAGCAGUUCAAAACCGUGAUCCACGCAUAGUUGAACAAUACAGAAGUGAAAAAGAAAUUACCCUUAAGGGAAAAAAUAUACCUAAUCCUGUAUUUACAUUUGAAGAAACAGGUUUUCCAGACUAUGUUCUGAAAGAAAUUAAACGACAAGGUUUUACAGAACCUACAUCAAUACAAGCACAGGGUUGGCCAAUUGCUUUAAGUGGAAGAGAUAUGGUAGGAAUUGCAUCAACUGGUUCUGGAAAAACACUGUCUUAUAUACUUCCUGCAAUUGUUCACAUUAAUAGUCAACCUAAAUUAGGUCGAAAAGAUGGACCUAUUGCUUUAGUUUUAGCUCCAACACGAGAGCUUGCACAACAAAUUCAACAAGUUGCUGAUGAUUUUGGUCAUUCCUCUGGCAUUAGAAAUACAUGUUUAUAUGGUGGAGCACCAAAAGGUGCACAAGCUAGAGAUUUAGAUGGUGGUGUAGAGAUUGUUAUAGCUACACCUGGUAGACUGUUAGAUUUUCUUGAAUCAGGACGUACAAAUUUAAAAAGAUGUACCUAUUUAGUAUUAGAUGAAGCAGAUAGAAUGUUAGACAUGGGAUUUGAGCCUCAAAUUAGAAAAAUCAUAGAACAAAUUAGACCAGAUAGACAGACAUUAAUGUGGUCUGCUACAUGGCCUAAAGAAGUAAAAAAUUUAGCUGAAGAUUUUCUAAAAGAUUAUGCUCAAAUCAAUGUUGGAUCUCUACAAUUAGCUGCAAAUCAUAAUAUAUUACAAAUCAUUGAUGUAUGUCAAGAUUAUGAAAAAGAAAAUAAAUUGAGUACUCUUUUAAAAGAAAUAAUGGCAGAAAGUGAAAAUAAAACUAUUGUAUUUAUUGAAACAAAGCGCAGAGUAGAUGAAAUCACAAGAAAAAUGAAGAGGGAUGGGUGGCCAGCUGUUUGUAUACAUGGUGAUAAGACACAACAAGAAAGAGAUUGGGUUUUACAAGAUUUUAGAUCGGGAAAAGCGCCAAUUCUUGUCGCAACAGAUGUUGCUGCUCGUGGACUUGACGUUGAAGACGUCAAGUUUGUCAUCAAUUUUGACUAUCCUUCCUGUUCGGAAGAUUACGUUCAUCGAAUCGGUCGAACAGGACGUCGGCAAAAAACUGGUACAGCCUAUACCUUUUUUACACCUAAUAAUUCGAAUAAGGCUAACGACCUAAUCCAGGUAUUAAAAGAAGCGAAUCAAGUUAUAAAUCCAAAGCUAUUAGAACUUGCCGAUAGUAAAAGUGGUGGAUAUGGCAGGCAUAGAGGUGGAAGAAAUAGAUGGCGAUCUCGAGGUGGUCGAAAUGGAAAAGAUCGUAGCUAUUCAAGAAGUAGAAGUCGAAGUCAUAGUAGAGAAUACAAUGGUCGUGGUAAUCGUCGAAGUUAUAGUCGGAGCUAUUCCCGGAGUCGUAGUCCUGUUAGUAAUCGUGCAGAUUUGUAUGUUUACAGAAGUAAUCGGUAAAAGCUAUUGGAGCAGCGAAAGAUGAUCUUCCAUGAGCAGUUAAUGACCAAUUGCAUAUAAUUAAUGUUUUUUUUUACGUCUCUUUUAAAAUACACACUUAAUACACGUCAUAUAAAUUGUAAUAUUGAUAUUCCACUAAUGUAAACAUGUCAUAUGACGUGUUACGUAUAAUCUUUGUGCAUUACAGAUAGAUUAUAUUAGAAAUAUAAGAUAAGUGUUUCUAAUGAGCGAGUAUACUUCCUUAAAAUAUAAUAGAAUGAUAUGAUCAACUGAUAACACGUAUUAGAAUAUAUUGAUUUUAAAUAAAAUGAAAAAUUAUUUAACCAAAUUAUCGAAAUCAAAAACUCUGAAUAAAAUCAAGAAUAUAAUUUGAUAUUGUAUGAAUAUUUAUAUAUAUAUAUAU
This is a messenger RNA of Apis laboriosa (Himalayan honeybee), 2214 nucleotides long. Its product is annotated as probable ATP-dependent RNA helicase DDX17. Gene Ontology annotation, cellular component: nucleus; ribonucleoprotein complex; cytoplasm. NCBI's taxonomy places the organism in Eukaryota, Metazoa, Arthropoda, Insecta, Hymenoptera, Apidae. Gene Ontology annotation, molecular function: RNA binding; RNA helicase activity; ATP binding. The coding region runs from base 123 to 1811 and encodes 562 amino acids. The record is from RefSeq and is a predicted model, not a curated record. The transcript is spliced from 8 exons.